This is a messenger RNA of Striga asiatica, 1787 nucleotides long. The record is from the annotation of a GenBank genome assembly. Lineage: Eukaryota; Viridiplantae; Streptophyta; Magnoliopsida; Lamiales; Orobanchaceae.
AUGAGAUGCUCUUACAAAACCUGUUUGAAAUUGGAAACUACCGUAGAUUUACCAACAGCAGAAAAGUUCCCGGAUAAUGCAUCUCAUCCACUGUUCCAAACGGCAAACAAAACCAGUGGCCCGAGCUUACCCCCAAACAGGACAGUGAAAAUGGCGAGGCAUAUUCUCUGCAACCUUCCGCCAUCACUCCCUCCACCGCCUCAGCCGCCAUCUCGGCCGAGAUCAACCUCACUCAGAUCGCCGGAGACAAAUUGUUCACAGAAAAUUCGGCGACUCACUCGAGCUCUGAGCUCCGCUAUAUUACCGCUAGCACUUUCCCUAGGGCUUUUCGGUGCUUCUCCUCCAGACGUAAUCUCGCUUGAAUUAACCACUCCUCAAGAGGAAUUAGUUUGUGUUGAAGACGAAAUUUAUGCAGACAGCCUAUCCACGUCGCAAGUGGCGACGAACGAGGAGAUCGUCGGAGAAGCCUGGCAGAUCGUGAACGACAGUUUUCUCGACGCCGGCGGCCGGCGCCGCUGGUCCUCCGAUUAUUGGCUUAAAAAGAAGGAGGACGUGCUGGGCUCCCCAAUACAGGCGAGGUCCAGGGCUCAUGAGAUCAUCAGGCGAAUGUUGGCGAGUUUAGGAGACCCCUACACUCGCUUUCUGACCCCUGCUGAGGUAAUCGCCCUCGAUUUUGAUCUUUCAUUUGUUCAAUUUCAUUUUUCUUAUUCCAUGGCAUGUAUUGGUCCUGUCGUUGAAUCGAAGUUCUCAAAGAUGGCGAGGUAUGAUAUGACUGGGAUUGGGAUAAACCUAAGGGAGAUUCCAGAUGAUAAGGGGGAGAUAAAGUUGAAGGUAUUGGGACUAAUUUUGGAUGGUCCUGCCCACUCGGCUGGUGUUAGACAGGGUGAUGAACUGCUGUCUAUUAAUGGGGUGGAUGUGAAAGGAAAAUCAGCAUUUGAAGCUUCAUCCAUGUUACAAGGCCCCAGUGAAACACUUGUCAAUAUCACGAUCAAGCACGGCAAUUGUGGACCUGUCCAAUCAAUAAUGGUUCCUAGGCAAUCUAUUGCAAAGUCUCCAGUUUUUUACCGACUGGAGCAGGUUAAGAAUGGUUCAAAUUCAGUUGGCUACGUACGCCUCAAAGAGUUCAAUGCUUUGGCCAGGAAAGAUUUAGUUAUAGCAAUGAGAAGACUGAAGGACAUGGGCGCCUCCUAUUUCAUCCUUGAUCUUAGAGACAAUCUUGGUGGACUAGUGCAGGCUGGCAUUGAAAUUGCUAAACUCUUCCUCGACAAAGGGGAAACAGUAACUUACACUGUCGGUAGGGAUCCACAGUCCGUAAAAAAUAUAGUUGCCGAUACCUCACCUCUGUUUAGUACUCCUCUUAUUGUUUUGGUAAAUAAAAAUACAGCUAGUGCAAGUGAAAUUGUUGCUACUGCACUUCAUGAUAACUGUAAAGCUGUUCUUGUCGGUGAAAGGACGUAUGGAAAGGGAUUGAUCCAAUCCGUGUUUGAGCUUAAUGAUGGGUCUGGCGUGGUGGUCACUAUCGGCAAGUAUGUCACGCCGAAUCAUAUGGACAUUAAUGGAAACGGUGUCGAUCCUGAUUUCCGUAAUUUUCCGGCCUGGAAUGAUGUCACAAAAUACCUGUCAGCAUGCCACAAGCCGCAAGAAGGAUAAUUCCAUUCUAUUUUUGCCGUGUUGUUUUUCGCCUUGUGAGUUUGUUUCUUUUGACUAAACUUAGCUUAUUUUCAGUAUUUUCAUGCUUCCAUUGAAGUUUGUUUGUUUUUUAUUUUUAUUUUUAUUUUGGGUUAAUU